AUCAAACGGCCGUCAUGCCUUGACCCGGGCUGGGCCGAGCAAAAUUCCUUCGACAGUCGAAGAGCAGACCGUGGACAUGGGACACCUCACCGCGAUUCGACAAAAUUAGGCCCUGCCGAAAUUCGCGAGGCACGGCAGGGCCCGCUCCUUCCCAAAUGAAAUCAUCAUGAAGUGGUUCAACGGCAACAUGCUCCAGGCCAUCGCCGAGGCGCACAGCCGACGCGCCCUGCUCCUGGUGUUCGUCGAGGGCGACGACAUGGCCUCGCGUAACAUGCGCUCCACCUUCGAGGACGCCGAGGUGAACAAGCUCAUCGAGGUCAUGGGCUGCGUUCCCAUACGGCUCCGGGUGAACAGCAGCGCCUGCCGCCAGUUCGCCCUCGUGUACCCGGUGACCGCCAUUCCGUCCACGUUCUUCAUCAGCUCGCGCGGCAACCUCGAGGCCUCCAUCGUGGGCUUCACCGACCCGGUGUCGUUCAGCGACCGACUCGCGAAGCUCAUGGCCUCGUGCACCCUCAGGAAGGUCGAUUCGGACAUGCGCAACGCGAGCGAAACGAGCGUGUCCGCGGACCGCAUGGCGCGCGCGAACCGCCAGUCGUCGUCGGCGCGCCCUCCAGACGCAGCCCUGGCGGCCGAAGGCGUCGCCGGAAGACGCAGCAGGGACGGAGAGCGACGCACCAAGAAGAAACACAGGCGACAAGAGGCCAACGUGCAGACCAGCAUCGUGGUGCUCGCCGAACAGUCCACGCAGAUCAACAUGGACGACAAGCGGUCGUACAACAGCCUGCUCCAGAAGCUGGCAGCGAUGGAAGAGGCCACGUUAGUUCCGCCCGCCACAGUCGCCACGGCCCAGAUACACGGCGACCUGGCUGGAGAUCUGGUGUCGCUGAUGGGAGACACCAAUGAAAAGAAAGACCCGGGAAUAACCCCGGAAGAACUCAAUGGGAAUCCGCUCGCCCGAAUCGCGGGGGCAGCGACGGGUGGCGAGUCCGUCGACGUUGAGAAGAAACACAAGCCUGCCGCUUCGAACCAUGACAAAAGGGAGAUGGCCGGUGUCGCUGAGAAGGCCAAAAGGAGUUCGAACGAGCAGCCACGCCGGGGAUCGCGCAAGAAAUCUCGCAAGGGGAAGGAUGAGAUUACUGCAACCAUGCCACCACAGCCGCCGCCUCCUCCACCACCGUCGCCAGGAGCAGAAGCCGUUCGCGCGACUGAGGUCGAGCACCCGACCACCGUCGCCGCCAGUGAUGCUCUGCUCGUAAGUUUGGACGACAUCGAUUCGCUGUUGUGCGACGCCGCGGACGGCCCUGCAUUGCUAACUAAAUUCGCCGUGCUCGCGCAGGAGUUUGCCGACAAGGUCUUGGGUAGUUCGCAGUACGAGCAGACCGACUGGAAGUCUUUGGAAGCGUCGGCCGCCGAGACAACCACGAUAUCUGUGGACGUGCGGAGGCUCGCAGAGCCUGCUCAGAAGCAGAAGUCCAAGAAGGAACAGCGGGCCACCAAAUCAAAGGCGUCACCUCUGGCCAAGAACGUCGCGGUUCACGCGAAGGGGGAAAGGCAGAGGCAACAUGCGGACGCGUACAAGGGAUCGCGCCAGUUGGAGAACAUGCCGGGAAACCUGGGCGACGCUGCCGGAGCCAUCGCGGCUUUGGAAGAGGCCGCGUUCGAACAGGCCGGGGACAAGGACACUCGGGCGAAAAAGCGAAGGGCUUCUUCAGGCGCACGUUCCCAGAAGCAGCCGCGUAAUUCAGACGCGCAACGGUCCGGCAGCCCAGAUCAGCAAGCCAAGCAGGGCUCCGAGAAACGCAAGAAGCGUCGCGAAUCGCCAACGAAAGACAACGCGGGAGACUCGAACAAAGUCGCGGCGACGUUGAAGAAGGUGGCUGCAAAGGCAGCUGCAGUGCCCGGCUCCACGACUAGAAAGCAGGACGCCGGCCUCGGCCAACUCGCCGAGGAGAUCGAGCACUUCGAAUCAGCCGCUUCCAGGGCCUCUCAGGACGCGAAGGCCACCCUGGCUGAGAAGAAAGGGAAGAGGUCUAAGAGCGCUUCGCCGCCCAAGCCGCCAGCAAACGACACCUCGACGAAAUCUACCGAGCACGGGUCGCCGCGAACGUACGUUCAAAUGCCGUCCCCGCCGCCAAUACCGACGGCGUCACAGGAACAGACCGUCUCUGUCGUUCGCAUGCGACCGGGAAUCGACACCAUCACCGAGGAAGAAAUCGGCGCCAUCGACUCUUGCCUCACUUCUCCGCAGCCCACCCCACCGCCACCGCAAUCGCCUCUUCCUGCAGGUGCUCGGACUCGACCGAAAAUCCAGAAAACCACGCGAGAGGCGCUCCACAAAUCCUCUGGGAAGAAGCCCGCGUGCGAGGCGGCUACUACGCCGCUUUCGCUACCGCAGGCAGCGCCGCCGCAGCAGCAGACAACGCGCGCCACAGUGGCUCAGAAUCGCAAUCCUCCUCAGUCGCGGAAGAGCGCGCGGAGGCCUUCGAGUCCCACAAAAAGCAAGGAGUUCCUCACGGCCAGCAACUCCCAGCUGGAAGAGGCGCUCGUCUUCGGUCCCACGCACCGCACCAGCGAUGACAGCGCUGCCGCGACGACGAAGAGGGCGCCACCGUCGUGUUUGCGACCGAGAGGACAGAGGGCGAUGGCGGCCAGGAGCCCGCUCUACGAGCGCCUUGUGAAAAGCGACGGUGACGACGAGACCGUGGACGAAGAACUGACGGCUCGCAGGACUCCCUCGGCCACCGCGUUCAGAGGCGAGGCUGACUGGAUGGACGAGAUGGCUCGCACGGCGUCCAGACGUACCCUUCUUUACCGGGCGGGGGUUUUCGAGGAGUCGCUGAACAACCUGUGUCGCACGCUGAACGACGUGGAAGUUCCCACCGUCUCUCUUAGCAUGGGCGCUCAGUCGCGCACCAACAUUGCCAAGGUACAAGCAGCAGCAGCUCAGGAACGCGGAUCACCGGUAGCGACAACGCCGGCAGCGCCCCCUGCGUCGUCGCCGAGCAGGCAGCACGGCCACGUCACCAUCAACGACAAGAAGGCAGACGGCGUCGACGAUGGAAAGGCGAGUGCCGCCCAGGCCACUGCGAGCACCAAAGCCACGCACCGUGUCUCGCUGUCGGGUACAAACGUCCGCAACCGGGCCCGAAGCCGUCGGUCGCCGAGCCGCCCUGGAGGCAGCGGCGGCAGUCGGUCCCCGAGCGCCGAAUUGUCGCAGGCCCCCGGAGGCGGCAACGCUCGCAAGUCGGCGAGCUUCACGCCAACGGUAGUUAGCGGCCGCGCCGGUGGGGGCGCUGACGAUGCGAACAUCGUUUUCAACCUGCCGAACGGCAGCUCGGUGCAGAAGUCGUUCCCGGCGUCCGCGUACCUGGACGAAGUGCGCUGGUACACCGAAGAGCUGCUGGCCAGUACCCUUCCCUCCUGCUUCCCGUUCACCAUGGCGCGCACCAACCCGCUGCGCGAGUUCUCGCGCGAAGACUACCGCAAGACGCUCGAGCAGCUGCGCCUGGCGCCGUCGGCGACGCUCCUUGUAUUACCCAGAUCUGCGGCGCAGGGCGAGAGCGGGGCGCCAGCUCUGCUCCCUAGCGGUGUUAACGGUGAGCCAGUGUGGGUCGCCAUCUCCCGGCGGGUGUUCGGCAUGUUGGUGACCGCGCCGUUGUCGCUCGUCUGGAAGCUGCUGAACUGCCCCACCAACCGGGCGGCGCGCGAAGCUCUCCUGUCGAGCAGUCUGGGCAGCUCGACCCUGCCGACUUUGGCGCCGUCUGUCGCCGCGGCCGUCGCGACACCUGCGCGCAGCGUCAGCAGCGGCAGACUGUGUCGCCGCGGGGCCUCCAGCCACACCGAAAACUUUGACGUCUUCCGAACUCUUUACGAAUCGUAACGCUGUCGUGAAGGUAGAUUUUGAGCGACGAUCGAUCGACGGAAGGCGUAUCUCCCGACAGCCUAAACAUUCAACGGAGUUUAAGAGCCUAUGGUCUCUUGGGGAAUGAAUAGAAAAUAGCGUGUAAAGACGGAAAAUUUAUCCUAUAUUGUCUAUUCGAUAAAACUCAUUUUGCAAGUGUA
Molecule: messenger RNA, 4062 nt
Organism: Dermacentor albipictus
Lineage: Eukaryota; Metazoa; Arthropoda; Arachnida; Ixodida; Ixodidae
Product: serine/arginine repetitive matrix protein 1-like
Cellular component (GO): endoplasmic reticulum
Molecular function (GO): protein binding
Source: RefSeq, a predicted model, not a curated record